Messenger RNA from Gossypium raimondii (Peruvian cotton), 624 nucleotides. RefSeq lists its product as uncharacterized. Bases 1 to 624 code for a protein of 207 amino acids. Lineage: Eukaryota; Viridiplantae; Streptophyta; Magnoliopsida; Malvales; Malvaceae. The transcript has 2 exons. The record is from RefSeq and is a predicted model, not a curated record.
AUGACAACUCCUGAGUAUCAUCAAUGGUGGGCUAGAAGGAUUAAUGAUAAUAUACCUAAGUUAAAUCAGGAAGAAGGCCAGUCAAUAGAAGAGCACUUGAGAGUCAUUCCUUCUAAGUUGGAAAUUAUAAAGCAAGAUUUUGAAAGUAGAAAUGCAGAGUUGGAGAAAAAGAUAGAACAAAUGGAGGCGGAAAAGAUGAACUUAAGAUUGGAUAUAGAUGUUCAGAAGCUUGAAAAUGAAAAGUUAAAGAAAGAGAAAAGCAAGGCUGAGGAUGAGCUGGAGUUGAAAGCUAGCUUGAGCGAGAUUGAAGAAAUGGAGAAAAGAAUUGAAGAGUUAGAGAUGGAGCUGCAAAAUUAUGAGAUCCAGAUCAAGCACUUAAAAGCAAACGAGAGUCAUAGUAAUGAACAGCUUCACCAUUUUCAGAAUCAAGUUAGAAGCAGAGAUCAUCUUAUUGAGGAAGCUGUAGUCCAGACUCGAGAAGUAGCUGACCAUAUACAGACGUUAGCAGUACAAGCUGACACGCUGAGUGUGAAGUAUGAAUUAGAGUCAGAUCGAGGGCAAAAAUUGGCUUUGUUACUUAGAAAGAUUAGAGUUUUGAGUACUAGGGCAAGGUCGUAUUUGUAA